Messenger RNA from Didymodactylos carnosus, 909 nucleotides. NCBI's taxonomy places the organism in Eukaryota, Metazoa, Rotifera, Eurotatoria, Philodinida, Philodinidae. The record is from the annotation of a GenBank genome assembly.
AUGCCGCGAAAACCGAAAAAAGAUAUCUGCAAAAAGCAUGCUAUUCGAAAACUCGCUCACUCGUGCAAUUAUGGUCAGCUCUCGACAACUCAUAUGCGUAUUCAAAAUCGUGGUGCGCUCCUGUUUGAUCUGGACGACGAUGAUGUCGAUGUCGAUUUACAGUUACAUUUGCAUGGAAUAGCGAGACAACAACUGUUAGAUGAUUUGAAUGGCAAUUUGGACGAUAUCAAUCAAAAUUACAAUCUUCAAAAUCGGGCGGACAUUGAAUCCAGGUUUACGAAGAUUCAGCAAGAAAUUAAACAAGUCAUACCACCAUCAUAUUCAGCAGUAGCCAAUAAAAUGCCUUAUAAAUAUGUAAAGCGAUUAGUGAAUAAUGGACUAAUGAAAUCGAGUGAAGACCAACGAAAUUGGAAACUAACACCAUCAUUAUCAUUAUCUCCGCAAACAACAACAUUGCUGGGUUAUUCAUCACAAUCAUCGGGAAAAGAAAAGCAAUUAAAUGCCAGUUUGUCGAUUAAAGAUCAUGUUGCUGAUACAUCAUCUUUGAAAAAUCCAAUUAGCAUACGAUACAUGUGUAAAAGUACAAUUAAAAUCAGUCAACAAAACAAUCAAACAACGGCGCCUGUACCAUCGUCCCCAGUUUGGACAAGUAGCAAUCAACUUUCGACAUUAGACAAACAAAUAUCAGAUGAUCAUACACAAUCAGAGUCACCUAUAAUUCAAAAUAGCGUUUUAGUAAUGAAUCCCAGAACAUCAGCAUCUCUGAAGGGAUCAAAACGGAUUAAAAUUAUACAACCGUCAAAAUUUCUGAGUGUAACAGUACCACCAANUCCCUUGAAUACGGAUGGUCAGUGUCAGAUUAAUGUUAUUCCAGAUCUUGCUGACAUAUUUUUAUUUUCUGAGCUUUAG